Molecule: messenger RNA, 1128 nt
Organism: Hibiscus syriacus
Lineage: Eukaryota; Viridiplantae; Streptophyta; Magnoliopsida; Malvales; Malvaceae
Exons: 2
Coding region: 165-1127 (320 amino acids)
Source: RefSeq, a predicted model, not a curated record
AGGAAACAAAAUCAUUGCUCCCAAUCUGAGCUUCUAAGAUAUUCCCUUCCAUUUCUCCUUUUUUUUCUCUCUCAAUUUCUUCGUCACCAUCUCCAUGAGUUCAUCAUCAUCUCCAGUUAUAUAAUAAUAUAAACCCUUUUCUUCUCCACAAACCCACCAUUUCAAUGGAUCCAUCUUCAACAAGCUCCGUCAAUGAAUUCUACACUUUCCUCACUCGUGGCUUAGAUGAUCUGGAAAGGGUCUAUCUCUCUAAUUCCUUUAUGUCAAUCCAAUUCCUCCAAAGGGUCCUUUCCCUCCUCAGAUCUUUCCAUUCCCAGCUACUCCUCCUUGUUCAAAAGCUCCAUCUCCCCGUCGGCGACAAGUGGCUCGAUGAAUACAUGGACGAAAGCUCCAAGCUUUGGGAAGCUUGUCAUGUUCUUAAAUCAGGGGUUUCCGGGAUGGAAAAUUACUACUCUUCUGGGUUCAACAUCAUUUCUUCUCUCGAUAAUCAUACACACCUUAACCCACAUCUUUCCAGACAGGUGAUCGGGGCGAUUUCGAGAUGCAGGAGAGAAGCAAUGGGAUUGGAGGAAGAAAACAGGGCGUUCAUGGAGACGAGAAUCCAACCACUCUCGUUGAAAUUCGACGAGAGAGUUUGCAUGGAAUCGAAGCUGAAUGGAUUCAAUGGGUUCAGAGGAGUUCUAUACGCAAUGAGGAACGUGAGCUCAUUGCUGCUGGUGAUAUUACUCAACGGGGUGGUCCAAUCUUGUUGUUGGGAAGAAUCAAUCUUGUUAAGAGAGGAGAACGAAGGGUGUUUUUUAUUCGGGUCGAGUUUCAUGAUAUCGACGACGAGGUUGCGGCGGAGAUUGGCGGAGGAAAUGAAUGGGAAAGGCGGAGGGAUAUUGAUGUACGAGUUCAGAAGAUCAAAGAUGGGAAUGGAAGAGGUGAGGGGGGAGCUGGAGAGGAGAGUUAGUGGAGUGGUGGAGUGGGAAACGGAGGUGGGGUUGAAGGAGAAAGUGGAGAACUUGAAAGGUUGUUUUGGGGUAUUGGGAAGUGGGAUUGACAACAUUGUAGCCCAACUUGAUGAUUUCUUUGACGACAUUGUUGAAGGGAGGAAGAAGCUUUUGGACUUUUGCACUCACAGGUAGA